Messenger RNA from Setaria italica (foxtail millet), 684 nucleotides. Its product is annotated as transcription repressor OFP14. The transcript has a single exon. Gene Ontology annotation, biological process: negative regulation of DNA-templated transcription. Lineage: Eukaryota; Viridiplantae; Streptophyta; Magnoliopsida; Poales; Poaceae. Bases 27 to 683 code for a protein of 218 amino acids. The record is from RefSeq and is a predicted model, not a curated record.
GCAGGACGCUCAAGAAGAUCCCGCCGAUGCACAUCCCCAGCUCGGCCAUUCCAGCGAACAUCGCCGGCGCUCGCCUCCUCUCCACAUGCAGGUUCCCAAGAACCGCGUCGGUGGACAUGGACGGCGGCGUGAUCACCGCCGCCACGACCGCCGCCGACAACGAGAGCGGCAAGGAGCAGGCGGCAACGCUCUCCGACGUCGACCGCUUCCUCUUCGACAACUUCCGGUCCCUCUACAUCCACGACAACAACAACAAAGAUCCAUGCUUCCCGUCAUCGUCGCCAGGCACAUCCACAUCGCUUGCCGACGAGACACAACCAACGGCAGAGACGUUGUCUUCGUCGGAGUCGGUCGCGGAAGACAUCAACAAGGAAGCCUGCAGGGCAGGUGAGGAGAGCGGCGACAACACGGCCAUAGUGGUGUUCUCCAUGGACCCGUACACAGACUUCCGGAGAUCCAUGGGCAACAUGAUAAAGAUGCACCAUGGCCGCAUAUCACAGCCACUGGACUGGGACUUCCUUGAGGAGCUGCUCUUUUACUACCUGCAGCUCAACGAUCAGGCUGUGCACAAGCACAUCCUCAAGGCCUUUGCUGACUUGACUGCCGGAACUCAUCAAAAGGGCAGUUCAGCCCCUGGAAAAGCCCAGUGGGCUGACAAGAGCGUUAGGAGUAGGAAACGUUAGU